AUGUCUGCCGGUCCAAUGAGUAACCAGGUUAAACCCCUGGCCGGCAAAGUUGCCCUCAUCACCGGCUCCGGACGCGGCAUUGGCAGAGGCAUUGCCCUGGAGUUGGGUCUGCGCGGCGCUUCUAUAGUCGUCAACUACGGACGUAGCUCGAGCUCCGCCGAGUCCGUCGUCAAGGAGCUUGCUGAGCUGGGCUCCAAGGCCGUCGCAAUCCAAGCCGACAUCUCGAAGCCGGCGGAGGUAGUCGCGCUGUUUGAGAAAGCCGUCGCGCACUUCGGCGGUAUUGACUACGUCGUCUCGAACUCGGGCAUGGAGGUAUGGUCCGAGGAGACGGACGUGACACCGGAGCUCUUCGAUCAAGUGUUCAACCUGAACACGCGGGGGCAGUUCUUCGUCGCGCAGCAGGGGCUGAAGCAUGCGCGCGAGGGCGGGCGCAUCGUGCUUACGUCCUCGAUCGCUGCGCAGAUGGCCGGCGUGCCCAACCAUGCUUUGUACGCUGGUUCUAAGGCUGCCGUUGAGGGUUUCACGCGCGCCUUCGCUGUCGACUGCGGUAAGAAGCGCAUCACUUGUAACGCCAUCGCGCCCGGUGGCAUCCAGACCGACAUGUUCGACGAGAACAGCUGGCACUAUGUACCCGGUGGCUUCCAGGGCAUGCCCGUCGACAAGAUCAAGGAGGGUCUCGCUAGUAUGUGUCCACUAGGACGAGUUGGUGUCCCUGCCGACAUCGGGAAGGUGGUCUACUGCCUCGUGAGCGACGAGGGCGAAUGGAUCAAUGGCCAAGUCAUCCGUGCUUCGGGCGGUGGCACUUAG
Messenger RNA from Daldinia vernicosa, 807 nucleotides. RefSeq names its product putative versicolorin reductase. The record is from RefSeq and is a predicted model, not a curated record. The transcript is spliced from 2 exons. Gene Ontology annotation, molecular function: oxidoreductase activity. NCBI's taxonomy places the organism in Eukaryota, Fungi, Ascomycota, Sordariomycetes, Xylariales, Hypoxylaceae. The coding region runs from base 1 to 807 and encodes 268 amino acids.